AUUUAGGCUAUAUAUACUUUUUAAAUUGCCCCCGAAGUUGUAGGAUUUUUUUGGAGCGCAUUUCACCCUGGAGCGGUACGCGAUGCUCUCUCAUGCCGACCUCCUGGAUGCUCGGCUCGGUGAGUUAUCAUCACUAAACUCCGGCCCUAAACUCCAGUGGAUGAAGGAUGCUGCAGAGCUGCUCGGACACAGAGAAGCUCUGAAAUGCCGGCUGGGAGGCGGAGUGUCGGACCAGGGGCAUCCGGGAGACAUGGCCCCUGGCUCGGACUCUGUAGAGGGAACCACGCUCCUGCCGGGGGAGGACAUCGCGACUGUGGGAAGCAACUCCACCGGCAUGUCGGUGAACGGGAAGGAGCAGGACAAGCAGCAGCAGCAGCAGCCGCAGCAGAACUCCGGGCAGACGGCGAGCCAGAAACAGAAGCGGCACAGGACGCGCUUCACGCCGGCGCAGCUUAACGAGCUGGAGCGCAGCUUCGCCAAGACUCACUACCCUGAUAUCUUCAUGAGGGAGGAACUGGCCCUGAGGAUCGGCCUCACUGAGUCCAGAGUUCAGGUUUGGUUCCAGAACAGGCGCGCCAAGUGGAAGAAGAGGAAGAAGACCACCAACGUGUUCCGCGCCCCGGGCACGCUGCUGCCCACGCCGGGCCUGCCGCAGUUCUCCGCCGCCGCCGCCAUGGAGAACAGCCUGUGCUCGUUCCACGCCAACGACUCCCGCUGGGCCACGGGGAUGCCGGGGGUGUCGCAGCUGCAGCUGCCGCCCGCCCUGGGCCGCCAGCAGGCCAUGGCGCAGUCCCUGUCACAGUGCAGCCUGGGCCCCGGGCCGCCGCCGAACUCCAUGGGCCUGUCGAACGGCCUGUCCUCCAACGGCCCUGGUCUGCAGUCCCACCUCUACCAGUCGCCUUUCCCGGGAAUGUCGGCCUCUCUCUCCGGCCCCACGAACGUAUCUGGCUCCCCGCAGCUGUGCAGCUCCCCGGACAGUGACAUGUGGAGAGGGACAAGCAUCGCGUCGUUGCGGCGCAAGGCGCUGGAGCACACAGUGUCCAUGAGUUUCACUUAGUGACUUUUCACACCAUCACCACUCCCUACUCGGUCCAAAAAACCCCUCUCUCCAGUCGCCGCUCUUGUCACUCUCUGUUUUUAAGCCCACUGCUUUAGAUCAAAAGGACAGAAUGAAUCCUGAAAGCGAGUAAAUGGAGCUUGAAUGAGACUUUAUACAUGAUGAAAAAUAACAGGUCAACGCUGAUGGACAUUUAGAAGGGGAACAACGAGUUUUAAGCUGUUUAUCUUGUUAAUUCUAAAGGAUUUUUUAAUCAACUAUUGAUGAUAUAUUGUAAUGGUCUCUAGAACAUAGGCCCGAAUUACUGAGAGCCAAACAAUCGUCGUAUUUACGUUUUCAUCGAGUGCGUCUUGACGCACCAGUUAUUGUGUUCAGGUGACGUUGUGUUAUGUCGAGCGGUUAUUUAUAGUACUGGAUAUAAUAUUUGGUAACUGUGAACCACACGCCUAUACCACACUGACAGUGAGCCUCUUGAACUGGGUCUCAGGCAUGCGCUGUUCAUGUGGAUUUAAUAAUCAGAAGAAAAAACAGGUGCCCAUCCAGAUUUGAGCCGGCGCUUUUAUUAGAGGAUCUCGCUCUCGUCUGCAUGAGACCAGAGCAGGAAUCCAAAUUAAAAUAUUAAAUAAAUGAAAAUAGAAAUAAAAAAAAAUACAUGAUCUCUCAGUAGGCCUCUCUGUUUUAGGAUGUUUUGUGUAGAUAAAACAUUCUUGCUGUACACGCUGGUCCUUUUUGUGACAUGUUUUAACUUAUUGUAUGUGCUAUUACUUGACACAUUUCUUAAAUGUUUGAUCUUACAUCGAAAAGCUCCACAUUCACGGGUUUGUACCAAUUUAAAAUAAACAAGCAAAUAA
This is a messenger RNA of Cololabis saira (Pacific saury), 1908 nucleotides long. Its product is annotated as homeobox protein orthopedia B-like. Gene Ontology annotation, biological process: regulation of DNA-templated transcription; neuron differentiation. The transcript has 3 exons. Gene Ontology annotation, molecular function: DNA binding; DNA-binding transcription factor activity, RNA polymerase II-specific. The record is from RefSeq and is a predicted model, not a curated record. Lineage: Eukaryota; Metazoa; Chordata; Actinopteri; Beloniformes; Belonidae. The coding region runs from base 83 to 1057 and encodes 324 amino acids.